Molecule: messenger RNA, 1182 nt
Organism: Vavraia culicis subsp. floridensis
Lineage: Eukaryota; Fungi; Microsporidia; Pleistophoridae
Exons: 1
Coding region: 219-941 (240 amino acids)
Source: RefSeq, a predicted model, not a curated record
UGGAUUAGUACGUUGUGAAAGAGUGUACAAGAGUUGAUAUAUAUAUGUAAAAUUCGUAACAUGGCAACAAAACACCGUGUUAUUAGCUCUAUUCAUUCGUCUACUUGAUAACAGUAUACACCAUGAAAUGUGGACGAUUGCAUGUGCACAACGUGUUAAAUCUCUCAGCUAAUUCUGUUUCAUCGUCAAGCACAUAUUUCCUUUUUUUCUAACCCCUGAUGGUCUACAACCACAAUGAGCAGGUCGAUCCUGAUGAAUUUUUACAAGCAUCUGUUCUGCUCAAGAACGGUCCGCUAGCCGAAAAAACAAAUCUUGUAGGUAAGAAAAGCGAAUUUAAAAAAAGUAACGGUGGAAACGAACGGGUUAUAUUGGAAGGUGUUGAUGAGUAUGAGAACGGUGCUAGUUUGAAGAGGGUAUUUGACAAAAUUGGUGAUGAAAUGCACAAGGAGCGUGUGGUUUCUGAGAGAAGUGGACAGGGCAUGGGUAAUCGUUUGGACCGUGCAUAUGAAGGUGUUAAGGACACUUUGAGAGUUGGCAGGCAUUUUGUGGAAGAAAAUAGAGGGAAGGGUUUUUAUGGUGUUGGAAAACACCAAAAAGAUGUUUUUGAUUUAAAGGAGCAUCUCAAUGUGAAUAGGAGGACAGAUGAUGUGCACAAUUACUCGCAAAUACAAAUGGAGCUGGAUAAAUUAAAAGAAACACAUAGACGCAUGUUUGCGGUUAAAGGAAAAAUAUACCUAGCAGUUGAAAAAGAGGUGGCUAAGUUUAAGAAAGAAUUGGAAGAGAAGAACGAGGUUGGUAUUAGAAUGAAAGACAGGGAGGUACAAAGGCUGAAUGAUGAGUUGGAGGUCCUUAAGAAGGACUACGAGAUUAUGAGGGAGGAAAGAGAUAAAUUUAGAACCGUGUACUUUAAACUGAAAGAGAAAUACAAGAACCGAAAGUAGUUUGAGCGUAGACUGCAACACAAUGUAUCUAGUGGAGCUAUUAAACUUCUUUUCGUCUCACAAAAGGUUAUUAAAGUGUUUAUCCUCGUACAGUCUAUAAGAGAUAGCUGUCCGUAUAUUGUGUUUAAAGCGUGGUGUGAUAGGUAACAGGUCCGGUUUCACAGUGCUGCAGGUCUAUUUAUGUGAUUUAUAUAUGAUGCUGUUUAAUUUGUCCGUUGUUUAUGAUUCGUGCAGAUGCUAU